UCCCUGACCUUCAGCUUUCACAGUGUAUAAGAAUGUGCUGAUGCCUGAAAUGCUAAUUCAUGGAACUGUCUUUCUCCUCUGUAGCCAGUAACAGCGCAUUGCUGAAUGCGGUCAGCAUGUUAUGUCUUCUGGGAAUUACAUCUUCCCUCAUUAGUCUCCCUCGCUCCGCUUUAGAGGAUCAGAUGCCGGUGAGGUUCAAGGCUCGGGCACUGCUGGCCGUGGAGGAGGACAGCGGUUCGGUGCAGCCCUUCAAUACAAAGGAGAUUAUAGGCUUUGUCAUCGGCUCUAUAUCUUCAGUACUGUAUUUAUGCUCCAGACUGCCACAGAUGUACACUAAUUUUCAGAGGAAGUCAACAGAGGGCGUGUCUUUUUUCCUGUUUGCUCUUGUGAUUCUGGGAAACACAACAUAUGGCAUCAGUGUGCUAGUGAAGAACCCAGAUCCAGGGCAGGGAGAGGCCAGCUAUAUCAUACACCACCUCCCCUGGCUCAUCGGCAGCCUGGGAACGCUCUCCCUUGACCUUAUAGUAUCCUUUAAAGCCACAUUUGAAACACUGAGCUGUGUGAGUGGGGUCACUGAUUCCCAACACAGCCCUCAUGGACCUAUAGAUGUGAGAUGUCUGGACGUGUAUUGUAAAUGAGAAUUUGGAGGAGAAAACAUGCUCAUGAAAUUGCCAUGAAAAUAAUUCCAUACCAAAAUUCGUAAUGGACCUAAAACAGGCUUUCUUGUAAACGUAAUAUUAUUUUAAUAAUGUAGCCACAAAAAUGUGUUACUUAAUAAUGAAUAAACGUUUUUGUCAAUGAAACCACGACACACUAGGAUUAUUAUAGUUAACAGUAUUUCAGUACUUAAAAUAAGGGACACUUUUGAUACUUUUUUUUAUGGCACCCACUUAAACUGCUCGAAUUCACUCAAAUUUU
Molecule: messenger RNA, 918 nt
Organism: Sinocyclocheilus grahami
Lineage: Eukaryota; Metazoa; Chordata; Actinopteri; Cypriniformes; Cyprinidae
Product: lysosomal amino acid transporter 1 homolog
Exons: 3
Coding region: 60-638 (192 amino acids)
Cellular component (GO): membrane
Molecular function (GO): basic amino acid transmembrane transporter activity
Source: RefSeq, a predicted model, not a curated record